AUGUGGUGGACAAAACCGUUGGCGGCGUGCUGCGGCCUUCUACUUUUAUUAUGGAUGCCAACGGGUUGUGAAGCUGAUGAUGAUAAUCCUGUCACUUCUCGGUUUCACUGUCUAAAAAAUGGAUGUUGCGAUCAUCACGAAUGGUGUCGAUUCUGGGCAUCAGUUGGAGAGUGCAAGACAAAUGCCGAUUGGAUGGUGGAUAACUGUCAACUUGCUUGCAACACUUGCACCCGAAAGAACGUCAUCAGACCUGCCACGAGAACUCCGAAUCGUCCAAGACGGCCUCCACCUCGUAAACUUGCAGCUACGACAAGAGCCCCCGUAGUAGUCACCACAACAGUUCGCCCAGCUCCUCCACAAUCUCGUCCACCUCCAGUGACACGUCGUCCAACUUUCACUGCUGCCACGAAACUCAGCACAUCCACUCACGCACCUGUCCUCCAUCAUCAACCAGCACGACCUCCGAUUCGAGUUGCCAGCUCAUUUGGAUCAAGAGGGAAGAAAGUGACGAGAAAGUUCUUCUUUUUCUUCAAUAGUACGAGAACUGUUCCCUUUACAACUACAAUUACAACUACAACUCCAAUGACAACCACAACUACAACUCUUCCAACAACAACAACAACAACAACAACGACAUCUCCUCCUCCAACAACUACAACUACAACAACAACGCCUGCUCCAACUACAACUCCCUCAACAACAACUUCUACAACUACAACUACGACAACAGCAACUACAACUACAACUCCGGCACCGCAACAGUUUAUUCCGUCAUUUUCAGACGGUGCUUCUGAUGCUUCUGGUCCUUUCAUUGCUUUUGAGGGUACCACUGUAAACUUUGAGACUACAAGACUUCAAACUCAAACUCGUCGUCCAUUUGUGAAUCGUCGACCACCUCCACCACGCCAACGACCAAAUAUCAUCCGUCCGACGAUUCGUCCAACUCCACGUGUCUUCACAGUAACAACCCCAAUUCCAACAUUUGCCUUUGUUCCUGACAUUGCUCCAGUUACUCGAUUCUUUGUUCAAAGACCAGCAGCAACCAGAAGGCCAUCUGUAUUCUUCACAACGAGAAGGACAUUCCCACCUCCACCACCACCAACGACUACAACAACGACUACAACGACAACUCAGGCACCAGCGACCACUCAUUUCACCAGGGAGUUCACACAACCUCCAACCACUAGAUCCUUCAUUAACACCGCUUCAAAUGCCAGAUGUAGAGAGAUUAUCAAUGAUCCGAUUGUUGCUGCAGAAGAUAUGUGGAGAGAAAGACUUGCUGUUGCUACUGAAGAUAACUCUCGUCGUCAAACAGUCGAUCUCGACCAGGUAAUCCGUUCAAACACUGCAAAUGCUUGCACUCCAAGAUUGGAUGAAGCUGAUUGUGAAGCCAAUAUGUGCUACAACGCGCUCUACCGUACCAUGGAUGGAACUUGUAAUAACAUGAAGGGAGAGCCAUUAAGAGGAUCUUCAUACCGUCCGUAUACCAGAUUACUUCCAACUAUUUAUGAUAAUGAAGUUUCGGAACCAGUUGGAUCCUUGUUCACUGACGCCCGUCCAUCUCCUCGUGAAAUUACUCGUAAACUGACAUCAUCUCAAGCAUCGGUUGAAUCUCCAGAUUACAAUGCUCUUAUUAUGCAAUUCGGACAAUUCAUUUCUCACGAUAUGGCAAAGACCACUCUCGUUCCAUCUUCAAAAUGUAAUGUCUGUCAGAAUAUUACAAGUCGUUGCAUGGCUGUUCCAAUUACUUUCGAUGAUGCUAAUGCGAAUUUCCGACAAGCCCAAUGUAUUCGUGUGUCCCGAUCCUCUCCAAUUUGUGGAUCUGGAAACUUGAAGCCACGUCAACAGUUGAAUGAGAACACUGGAUACAUUGAUGCUUCUCCAAUUUAUGGAUCUUCUGUUCAUGAUUCCAAAAAAUUCCGUGAUGGAACUUCUGGUUUCUUGAAACUUCCAAUGUUCAAUGGAAAUGCUUUCCUGCCAUUCGAUCAGAACAAAUGUAGAAAUCGGGGUCAAUGCUCUGUUAUCUUCACAGCUGGAGACAGUCGUGUCAAUUUAUUCGUUGGUCUCUCUGCAUGGCACACCAUUUUCACAAAAGAACACAACCGACUCGUAACUGCAUUCAGAAGAUUAAAUCCACAUUGGGACGGAGAAAGACUCUAUCAAGAAGCAAGAAAAGUGGUCGGAGCUCAAGUUCAAGCAAUCGUUUAUCGGGAAUGGCUUCCGAAAGUUCUCGGCGCUUCUUUCGCUACAGUAGUCGGAGAUUAUAGAGGAUAUGAUUCGGAUGUUGACUCAACUGUUGCCAAUGAAUUCACUUCUGCUGCAUUCCGAUUCGGACAUGGAAUGAUUCAAGAAUUCUAUCAACGUCUCGACACUUCAUUCCGUAAUAUUACAUUCGGUGCACUUCCAUUCCAAAAAGGAACUCUUCAUUCGGAUGUACUUGUGAACGAAGGAGGAGUUGAUCCAUUGAUCAGAGGAAUGUUCUCUCAAAAUGUGAAGAGACCACAGAGAGUGACGACUACUGUAACAGAGAACAUGUUCGGAUCAACUGAUUUGUCAACAAUCAAUAUUCAAAGAGGAAGAGAUCACGGACAUCCAGCAUACGUUAAGUACAGAGAGUUGUGUGGAAUGGGGUCUGCAUUCAAUUUCGAGCAUUUAUCAAGAGAGAUUCUGAAUACGGGAACGAGGAAUAAGCUUCAAGAAAUCUAUGGAUCAGUUGAUAAAAUUGAUUUAUGGGUUGGCGCAUUGCUGGAAGAUCCAAUUAUCAGAGGACUCGUUGGACCAACUGUCGCAUGUAUUAUUGGUCCACAAUUCAAGAGAACAAGAGAUGGAGACAGAUUCUACUAUGAAAAUCCAGGAGUAUUCACACGUCGUCAACUUGUUGAGCUCCGCAAGAGCUCAUUGAGCAGAGUGAUUUGUGAUAACACUAACACAAUUACUAUGAUUCCACGUGAGGCUUUCCGAGUGGGUCAUAUGGUUCCAUGUAGUCAGAUUCCAUCUAUGGACCUCAAUCAAUGGCGCGAGUUUUAA
This is a messenger RNA of Caenorhabditis remanei, 3027 nucleotides long. RefSeq lists its product as uncharacterized. The transcript is spliced from 13 exons. NCBI's taxonomy places the organism in Eukaryota, Metazoa, Nematoda, Chromadorea, Rhabditida, Rhabditidae. Gene Ontology annotation, biological process: response to oxidative stress. Gene Ontology annotation, molecular function: heme binding; peroxidase activity. The record is from RefSeq and is a predicted model, not a curated record. Bases 1 to 3027 code for a protein of 1008 amino acids.